Cuscuta campestris is the source of this 649-nucleotide messenger RNA. The record is from the annotation of a GenBank genome assembly. Lineage: Eukaryota; Viridiplantae; Streptophyta; Magnoliopsida; Solanales; Convolvulaceae.
AUUAUUCCCCUUCUAGAAGUGUGAAUUACCCAAGUGUGAAGUUACAUUUUGUGAGGGAGCCAUUUUUUGUUCUUACAUGCCACAUGGUUAUGGUGCACAGUUGGAGAGGGUGCUCUGGAAGGAAAGCUCUCCUGCAUCCAUUGCGAGGCUCGGCUUGGCUACUUCAAUUGGUCAGGCAUUCAGUGCAAUUGCGGAAGUUGGAUCACCCCUGCCUUUCAGCUCCACAAAAGCCGGGUGGACCUCAGCACUUUGUGAAAUUUCAUCACAUGUGAGAUCAGGCAUCGCCCCGCUACAGAGAUCUAAUUGGGCUACCAAGACAGUCAAAAGGACAUAUUGGUCAUCCCCAAAACCUUGUGUUCCUUUUCAGAAUUCACUCCUCCAAUAAUAAUCUGAGACUUUGCUUGGUUGAUAUAUAAUCUUGUUGUUUGAUAGAAUUAACAGGAUCCUGCCUUUAGAGUUCUCAUCACUCAUCAGACUACAAUCAAUUCAUCAGCAAAACAAAAGUUAAUAACUUUUAACUCUUUGCACAUGAGAUGUUGUUCUGAAUCUACCAUCUUGUGCAUGAAGCUUGUACAUCUGAUCCCCCCCCUUUAAAGAACCUUUGGCUCUCUCCAACCAAUGAAUUUUGAAAUGAAAAUUUAGAGUACUG